Messenger RNA from Dendrobium catenatum, 1232 nucleotides. RefSeq names its product oryzain gamma chain-like. Gene Ontology annotation, cellular component: lysosome. Gene Ontology annotation, biological process: immune response. The record is from RefSeq and is a predicted model, not a curated record. The transcript is spliced from 8 exons. Gene Ontology annotation, molecular function: cysteine-type endopeptidase activity. The coding region runs from base 6 to 1079 and encodes 357 amino acids. NCBI's taxonomy places the organism in Eukaryota, Viridiplantae, Streptophyta, Magnoliopsida, Asparagales, Orchidaceae.
UCCAAAUGGCUCUCCACAGCCUUCUCGUCACCAUCUUCCUCCUCUCCGGCUUCACCACCGCCUCCUUUGCCAGUUUAACAGUGGCAGACCAAUCACUACCAGCCAUGGCCCGGCUGGAUUCGAUUAAUCCAGUUCUUCUCGAAGCCCUCGGCCACUCUCGCCACUCCUUACGCUUUGCUCAAUUCGCUCAAAAGUAUGGGAAGAGCUACGGAUCUGUGGAGGAGACCAGGAAGAGAUUCGGGAUCUUCAUGGAGAAUUUGGAGCUAAUUAAAUCCACCAACCGAAAGGGUUUAUCCUACACACUAGGAGUCAACAAGUUCGCCGACUGGACUUGGGAGGAGUUCAAAGCGAGCCGGCUGGGAGCCGCACAGAACUGCUCGGCGACUCUCAAAGGCAAUCAUAAAUUGACCGAGGCGAAGCUCCCCGAUACGAAGGACUGGAGGAAAUCUGGCAUAGUAAGCUCGGUGAAGGACCAAGGAAGUUGCGGGUCUUGCUGGUCGUUCAGCACUACUGGAGCCUUAGAAGCUGCAUACAAACAGUUAACUGGAAAGGAGAUAUCUCUAUCAGAGCAGCAACUUGUAGAUUGUGCAUCUGCGUUCAAUAACCAUGGCUGUGAUGGAGGCUUACCUUCACAAGCUUUCGAGUACGUGAAAUACAGUGGAGGUCUCGAAGCAGAAGAAGCUUACCCGUAUAAAGGUGUCAAUGGCGUAUGUGGCUUUAAGCAGAAAAAUAUUAGCGUCAAGGUUAUUGAUUCAGUUAAUAUCACUACUGGAGCUGAGGAUGAGCUGAAGCAGGCAGUGGGACUAGUUCGUCCAGUUAGCAUUGCAUUCGAGGUUGUACGUGGGUUCGGCCUAUACAAGAAAGGAGUUUACAAGAGUGAUAAAUGUGGGAGUUCUCCAAUGGAUGUGAACCAUGCGGUUCUCGCUGUUGGCUAUGGAGUAGAGGGUGGAGUACCUUACUGGAUUAUCAAGAAUUCCUGGGGAAAAGACUGGGGUGAUGAUGGCUUCUUCAAGAUGGAAUUAGGCAAGAACAUGUGUGGUAUUGCUACUUGUGCAUCUUAUCCUAUUGUUGCAGCUUAGAAGAAUCUUCUGUGAAGAAUAAUAAUUAUAUGGAAGAAUUAAGUUGAUAUCAAGGUUGAAAUAGACAUGUAAAUGAGGACAUGAGAAUUAUUCAAUGAAUUGCAUGUUUUGGUUGUUUGGUUGAGAAGAUGAUUAAAAUGAUGUGAAAAUCCC